AAACUCUAUGAGUUAUGCUUCGAUCUAGAACUCUUUCGAGUCUUUAAACGUAAAAUUCUUGAAUUUCUCCAUUCUUCAUUUGUGUGUUGUUCGAGAAAGUUCAAAGGACAUGGAGGUUGUUGAGGUCACCGAAGCUGCUCCGAGGUCGAACAGACUUCGCGGGCUGCGCGAUUCUCUGGUGUGGUUCUUCAGUUUGCCAGCUGUGCAAUAUGCCCAGGUCUCUGUGGUUGUGCUGGGGGAUUUGCUGGCACUUUCGAGUCUCUAUCCCUCGCACUCAAUGUAUAUAGCGCGUCCAUUUCUAAUAUGGAAAUACUAAGGAUCUGUGGAAGGAUGAGAACUAUGCGAAAUAUGAUCGAAGAAACACUAGGGAGACAAAAUCCUAUGCACUUUUAUAUAUUUUUAUAUACGUUCUCUACGUGGGAGCAUUUCGAACUUGUUUAACGAUCUUCACCUUCAGUUCAAUGCCAAUGCCAGAAUGACGUCAUGUUGGUGUGUGUGUGUGUGUGUCUGUGUGUCUGUGUGUGGACUGCAUCAGCAGCACCAGCAGCAGAAGCAGCAGAAGCACGUAUCCAAGUCUGGGUCUGUUCCUGUUUUCAAACGCUUCGCCAAAUUAAAUCGACGCACACAUUUUGCGCUCAUUAAAACUUUCGAAAGUUGCGACGACUUUUUGGGGCCGUCGUCUUUUGUGUCUGGAAAUAAACGUCAAAGGAACCUGUGCAGCAGCAGCAGCAGCGGACUAAGGGGAGUUGUGCAUGCACACACACACUCACGCACGCACACACUACAAAUUGAAAAUUCUCAAAAAGCGGCAGCUUUUUUUUUGUUCGUUGAUGAGGCCAAAAAUGGUGUACAGCCUUGCCUUGUACGCAGUCCUACGGCUUGUUUCGUUUUUUGGGAGCUGUUUUUUUCUCAUUUAAUUUUUGUUGCCGUUGUUGUUGUUGUUAUUCAUUUAUCAGGCUGCCGUUUUUGGUGUGCAUGCGUCAAGGAUGAUUUGUUUUAAUGCAAAGGCAUCGGAGUCAGCAAAAUUUUGUAUUUUAUUUUUGCUUAGCCCCCAACUCUGGAUGCUUCCCUUUUGACUCAUUGUCCGAUUCGCUGUACGCCGUUUAGCACCUACAAAAUACAUUUUGGUCAAACACAAACAUCACAAGUGUGCCGCAGGGUGAUUAACACUGUUCGAAAUAAAAAUGUAGUCUUCACUUGCAAUUGUGAAUACCCACCUAUCUAAAAGACAAAUAUAAACAAAUUGGCAUUGCUGA
Messenger RNA from Drosophila montana, 1256 nucleotides. RefSeq lists its product as uncharacterized. NCBI's taxonomy places the organism in Eukaryota, Metazoa, Arthropoda, Insecta, Diptera, Drosophilidae. The transcript is spliced from 3 exons. The coding region runs from base 110 to 316 and encodes 68 amino acids. The record is from RefSeq and is a predicted model, not a curated record.